AUGGAAUUCGUUGCCCCUAAGAUUAUUGAUGGAGAAAUGGAAAUCCAAAUUGAAGAGGAAGAUGUUGAAAAGGAAGUGAAAUUUUGGGAAUCUGCCCUUAUCAUGUAUGCCUUGGGUGUGGACCUCAGCAUGAAUGCGGUGAAACAAUUUAUGAGCAAGAGCUGGAAUUUUGUGAAAUUACCUGAUAUGUUCUAUAAUGAGGAAGGUUUCUUCAUCCUCAGAUUCCACUCAUUCCAAUACAAAGACCUAGUUUUGAUGAAAGGACCGUACUUAAUCCGUAAUAGACCAAUGAUGUUGCGUGAGUGA
Messenger RNA from Lathyrus sativus (Indian pea), 306 nucleotides. The record is from the annotation of a GenBank genome assembly. NCBI's taxonomy places the organism in Eukaryota, Viridiplantae, Streptophyta, Magnoliopsida, Fabales, Fabaceae.